Molecule: messenger RNA, 10698 nt
Organism: Limulus polyphemus (Atlantic horseshoe crab)
Lineage: Eukaryota; Metazoa; Arthropoda; Merostomata; Xiphosura; Limulidae
Product: chondroitin sulfate proteoglycan 4-like
Exons: 5
Coding region: 282-7508 (2408 amino acids)
Source: RefSeq, a predicted model, not a curated record
AUCGUAGCUCCUACGUCGAGUAGAAAACAGUUACGAACGUUGGUUGUUCAAUGUUUUCGCUGACAUUCCAAUAAGUUGAACUGUCAGUGCAUUUCGACAAAACCGCGUGGCUCUCAAACAUUCAAGUCAAAACUGCAGUGUUUUGGACAGUCUCCUAAAAGAAACGACGAAACGUAAAGGCGAAAAACAUUCUCGGUGACCACGACAUUUGCAACCAUCGUAUACGUUAUUCAGCGAUUUGAAAAGAAAAUGCCAACCCGCUUCUCCAUAACCAAGCAGCUAUGACGUCAAUUUUCGUAAUUGGAAUUCAACUGUUAACUAUUGUUGCUUUCCUGGUAACGCCAACCUUCACAGCUUCGUUUUUUGGAGACAGCUAUGCUUCAGUGCCAUUUCAAGACGCCAGCAGCAGCACCAAUGUAUUUUUACGGUUCAAAACUCGUCGUAGUGAUGCGUUACUGUUCUUAGCGUUGGGGCCUCCAGAUUACUGCCUGGUCAUUCUUGAAGAAGGGGAAAUCAAGGUGCGGAUUAAUCUUGGAUCUGGAGAAGAAGUUCUAACAUCCUUGCCGGGACUCAAGUUUGACGAUCUUUUAUGGCAUGAGGCAAAAAUACACAGAGUUGAUGGGGAAGUAACCCUUGUAAUAGACGAGAUUCACAAAACUUUCCUCCAUAUUUCAGGUCGCUUUUUUGAGUUGAAUAUCAAAUCUGGUAUUUUUCUGGGCCAAUUAGGAAGCGACAGUAAAGAACUUUUCAGAAAUAUCCAAAGCUUCCGAGGAUGUUUAGAAAGUGUAAUAUUCAAUGAGCACGAUGUUUUACGACUUGCAGCGGAAUCACUAGAGAAACACGUUUUUGGAGUUACUUGGGACUGUAGAGAGGAAUUUGAGGCAUCGUCACUUGAACCAAUAAGCUUCAUUGAAGAUGGUGCCUUUAUAGCUCUGCCCACAUUAAAGGCUAGAAAUGGAGGUAAUUUGACCUUUGAAAUCAAAACUCAUUCACAACUAGCAGUACUACUCUACAAUGCUGGAGAUCAUUCUGAAACAGAUUUUGUUGCAGUAGAGAUUGUCGAUGGCUUUGUAAUUUUAUCUGUUAAUGAAGGUAAUGGAGUGAUUGAAAUUCAGUCGGACGUUAUGAUCAGUGACGGUGAAUGGCACUACGUGGAAGUGGACUUUAGCUCUAUGUUCCUAGAAAUUGAAGUCGAUGGCAAACGAGAGUCCCUCAGACCAAGUGUAGGGCAAAAUCGAUUUUUUGACCUUGACGGUUUCUUGUAUAUUGGUGGAAUAGAAAAGAAUAAACAGUCCAGAGCUCUGCAGCAGGGUAUAAAAUCUCUGGUUCUAGGAAGUACUAGCAGUUCUUUAGGUGGAUGUCUGCAAAAUAUUAAACUAAACGAUCAACAGGUCGGCCUCCAAGAAGUUCAGUUUAGCUUGGGUAUCAAACCAGGUUGUGUUUGGGAAUACCCAUGUCUUCAAAGUCCAUGUAUUUCUGGAGCUCAUUGUUUACAGGAUGGUUUGGAAAACUUCCGCUGUGUUUGUGAUAAAUUAUUUUGUAUAAAUGAAAGUUUCACUGCAGCAUACAAGCUCUAUGCCCAGUCUUUACCUAUUGAUGUUGAAAUUUUGGCGGUACGUCCCUUGAAUAUCGCAGAAGGAGGAAGUAGUGUGAUAACUUCUGAAAACAUCAAAAUUACAGUAGAUUUCCACAGAUAUGGAAUAACUGAAUCAUAUGUUAUUUUCCAUAUCGUUAAUCCGCCCAAGCAUGGAUUUGUAGAAGUUGAGAUUUGGAAAGGAUCAUCGGAUAACAUUUUUACGUUAUCUGAUCUCAUUUCCAAUAACAUACGUUAUACACACGACGACACUGAACAUUACAAUGAUCAAAUCCUUUUCAAUUUAGAAUUUAGAGCUCAAAACUUUCGUUUGCCUCCGUUUCUUGAAAAGCGACAGCAAUUUCUCUUCCACAUUAUAAUAACCCCAGUAAAUGAUCCCCCAAAAUUAAAACUAUCCUCAGAUCAAAUAUUAAGACUCCCGAAACACACAAAGAAGACGAUAACUCGUGAUAUUCUUCAAGCCAACGACCCAGACAGCAAAGAUUCCGAGUUAGUCUACACUGUAGUGAGUUUAGGUUCAGAGACUGGGGGUUUCUUUGAAAAUGCUAACUUUUCUGGUGAACAGCUGAAAUCAUUCACACAGGAACUAGUAAAUCAGAAGCUUAUUAACUACGUUCAUCGUGGAACCGCAAGUUCUCGAAUUGCACUUCAAAUAUCUGAUGGAAUUGAAGACGGACAAACUGCUGUUUUAAAGAUUGAAGCCUUUGAAUUAAUUCUUUCACUGGUUAAAAACACUGGUAUUGAGUUACCUUACAAAGGGCAUGUCCUCAUAACAACAGAUAACCUUACUUUUACGAAUAAUUCACCUAAUGAAGAUCUAAGCAUUAGAUAUAAUAUCACUAACUUACCUCAGUUUGGCAACAUCCAAAAAAGAAGAAGUGAUGGUCUUUGGAAAAAUGUGAACCAUUUCAAUCAACGGCAGAUUAACAAAUCUAAAAUUAGAUAUAUCCAUAUCUCAGGAAAACCUUCUCAAGAUGAAUUUAGAUACACAGUAACAUGCGAAGGAAUUAAGAUCCAAGAGCCUUACAGUUUUUAUAUUAAUUUCAUAAAUGUUUCUUUAAAAGAAAUAAAAAACGAAAUACUGUUCUUGAAUGAUGAAAUGGAAGCACCACUAACUAUGGAACACCUGAAAUAUCAAUCAAUACCUGCUAUCGCAGAUUAUCGAAACAUAAUUUUUACUAUAAGAUCUAUUCCCAAAUAUGGAGUUUUAUAUCUUAUUCCUGGUAAAAAACAUAAAUUUCGACACAACAAAAAACUACAAGAAGGAGCCAUCUUCACCCAGGCUGAUAUAGAAAGUAAAUACGUUUUCUACAAACUAAUUCGAGAAUCUUACUCAUCUCUAAAUGAUAGUUUUACCUUUGAAGUAAAUAGUUUUGGCACAAAAACUGGUCCUAAAAAGUUUUCAAUACAGUAUCGUACAGUUGAAACAAGUGCUAUUGUUGAAAUAAAAAGUUUGACUGUAGUUGAAGGAGGGAAAGUAAAAAUUGGGAAGAAAAAUCUACAUAUUUACAGUCCACAUUUACCUAGUAUGAUCUAUAAUGUAACAGCGAAACCUCAGUAUGGUGUACUAAAGCUACUUCUUGAAGAUCACAUGAAAGAUUCACCAAGUUCUUUCACUAGUGUAGAUUUACAAGAAGAAAACCUUCUGUAUGUUCAUGAUGAUUCAGAACAUGAUGAAGAUAGUUUCCAAUUUAUGGCUUAUUCUCAGAAUUCCAACAAUGAUGCUGUGUUGUAUGGAACUUUGCAUAUUGAGGUGAUUAUGAAAAACGACAACCCUCCAGUCCGAACGGUUGAAAAGCCCUUCUUGGUGCAAACAAAUGGAGAAAAGAAACUAACAGGGAAAUAUCUUCAGUAUAAAGACAAAGAUAUCGACUCUUCUCCAGCACAGAUGCAAUAUACACGACGGGCUAUACCAAAUGGUGCGCUUUACCACAUUAAAAAUCCCAGUGUUCCGGUAUUUCAGUUCACACAGGAAGAUUUAAAUGAGGGAAAGAUUAUUUUCCGACACAGUGGUGAACUUUAUGGGAAGACUAUCCUUUGGAUUACAGAUGGUCAGUUUUUUGUAACAGGCGUAUUGGAAAUAGAAGUCUCAGAACCCUUUAUCGAACUUACUAGAAACACAGGUUCGAUAGUGAGAAGAGGAAAGAACGUGGUAAUCACCUCCCAAAAUCUAAGCGUGAAAACGAACGGUGAUUUCAAUGGUGAUGAUGUCAGGUUCAAGAUUGCCUCUACUCCUAAGCAUGGACACAUCUUAGUAAAUGGUAAAAAAGAGAACCAAUUUACUAGCAUAGAUAUAGAAAACGGCAAUGUGGAAUAUGAGCACGACAAUAGUUUUAGUUUCUCAGACGUUUUUGGUUUUGUGGCUUUUGUGGAUAAGUUAAAUAUUGAAGGAAACUUUUCGAUAAGUAUAUACCCAGAUAGCUAUUGGGAUCCUCUGAAAAUUGUAAGCAACAAAACACUACACGUUAACGAGAACAAAAGAAGGAAAAUUGGCCCUGCUUUUUUGAAUAUUGCUCAUACUAAUGUUAACCCAAUGAAUAUUGAAUACACCAUAAGAUCAGGUCCCUUUCAUGGUCAACUAAAACUAAACGAUUCAGACAAAUCGCUUAAGAAAGAAAAUCACAUGUCUGGUCUUACUUUUACCCAAGCAGACAUCAAUGAAGGUUUAUUAAUGUACGUACAAACAAAGAAUAAUGUUACAAAUGACAGUUUUUGUUUUGAUGUUACAAAUGGGGUUACCUCGUUACAGAAUUUAACGUUUAUGAUCAAUAUAAUUUCUAAAAUUAUUUUGUUAAAAACAGGAAAUAUAACAGUGGCAGAAGGCAAACUUGUAGCUUUGACUGAAUACGUGCUAGAUGUGGCCAAUCCUUAUUUCGCCCAUUGGAUUUCGGACUUUCUUAUCAUAGAACCGCCUCGAAAUGGACAUAUAAUAAACGUUAAAGAUCCUGGAAAUAUGGUCAUGGAGUUUUCUCUUGUACAGUUGAAGAAUGGCUUGAUUCAUUACAGACAUGACGAUUCAGAGACAACUCGAGAUUGGUUCACUGUGGUUGGAAGACCUGCAGACUUGAGCAAGGAAAGUGCACCGAGCACUAUACACGUGCGUGUUACCCCUAUCAACGAUGAAGUUCCUUACCUAGUUAACAACACUGGAUUAGAGGUGUGGGAAGGAUCUUCGGCCUCUAUCACUAGUCGUCAUCUAGCGGCAGCUGACGAUGACUCUGAACAAGAAGUUUUAACUUUUGAGAUUUCUGUACCAAGAAAUGGAUACAUUUCCUUGAAAGAAAGUGCCAAAACUCCUAUCGUUAAGUUCACUCAAGCCCAAAUAAACAGAGGAAUGGUGAUUUUUGUUCAUACAGGUGAAAGAGCUGGGGGAUUUCGAUUCCAAGUCAACGAUGGUCUCAACAAAGACUCCCCUCAUGUGUUUACUAUCACAGCAAGAGAGUUGAAGUUAGAAGUUAAGGUGAAUGUGCUACUAAGGGUUUUGCCUCGAAUGCAACAAUCCAUUACACAAAGUCAUCUUUUAACUGUAAUCAACAACAAAAACUUCUCUCAACAGAUAGUUUAUCAUGUCCGUCGCUCCCCUCAGUAUGGAAAGAUUCUUCUAGAAAAUCACAAUGGUUCAGUAUCUGAAGUAUUUCAGUUUACUCAGAACCACGUGAAUAAUAACAUGAUCUUAUAUGAACACGCUAAGCCUAUGGCCGACUUAAAAGUUAAUGACACUGUUCUUUUCGAUAUCGAAACUGAACAUGCGUCGCCCUUGAAGGAUGUUGAAUUUCACAUAGAAAUAUCUGUUGGAACAUUUACUGUCAGUGAUCUGCAAAAACUGGUUGUAGUAAGUCCAGUAAAUGUCGAAGAAGGAGGCAAUGUUUCCAUUGGAAAGGAACAUGUUAAUCUGCAGUCUCUGCUAACAUUGUGGGAAGAAAAGGGGAAACAGGAGUUUAUCAACAAACUGAAGUUAACAGUAGAAGAGCUGCCAAAAAAUGGCUGGCUAGCUUACGAUAAUAAGAAUAUUACACAGAGAAAAAGAUUAUUGUUUAAUCAUGACAUAUUUAACAAGAACUUGUUAACGUAUUAUCAUGAUCAUUCCGAAUCAUUAUCAGACAAUUUUACUUUAGGGUUUUUUAUUUCAGUGGAAGAUAUGUUCACGGACAUACUACCUUUCAAUAAAACUUUAUAUGUAAAAGUUUCGUCUGCAAACGACCACGCUUUCAAUCUAUUAACAAAGUCCCCUACAUGUGACGUUGUUCGAGGACAGCGGUCACUUAUUUCUUCGCGAGAAUUAUACACAGAAGAUGAAGAUGGACUUCCAAAUAAUAUCACAUAUGAAAUUACAAGUAACGCUAGCAACGGUGUCGUUGUUCUAGGAGCAAACAGCUUCUCUGCUGUUGAGAAAUUCACUCAAGCAGACAUAGAUAAAAAUUUAACAUACUUCGUUCAUGAUGGAAGUAAUCGGUCUGGGAUGUUUCGCUUCAAAGUUUCUGAUGGGAAACAUCAACCAGUUUUCCAUAGUUUUCACAUCCGUCUAAUUCCUCUAUCUUUAGAGCUACUGAAUAAUUCUCGAGUAGAAAUACUACAAGGUUCAACGGUAGCGGUUUUCCAACCUAACCAUUUGAGUGCUGUUACAAAUGGGGACAGAAAUAAUAUUUGGUACAACAUUACCUCUCCGCCAAUGUUUGGACGUAUAUUUCUUGGAGAUAAUUCAGCACAUAAUUUUACCCAACACGAUAUUGAUAUAAAUUCUGUGUUUUACACGCAAAUGGAUAUGACUGUUUCAGAAGAUUAUUUUACUGUUUCUGUAUUUUGUUUAGAUAGUGAAAUCCUAGACCAAAUCAUCGACAUUACUGUUAUUCCACUUGUUUACCAAAGUGACUUGGAAAUAUCCAUUGGUAGCCAAGCAGUCUUGACCCUAGAACAGCUAGAUGCAUCCAAGUUAGUAGAAAAGACAGGAAGUAACCCGAUAUACUCAGUUGAUGCUAAGCCUAGAUUUGGGGUUCUUCAACGUCAAAACUCGCUUCGAGAAAAACGAGAAGUCGCUGAAGUGAACUUUUUCACCCACGAAGAUAUUGUCAAGGAGCAGAUCAUCUACAAAAUCCUAACUCUGGAUCUUGAAGACAUUGUUACCGACAUUUUUUAUUAUACACUCAAUGCACCUGGUGUACAACCCGCUCGUGGACAUUUCGAAUUUAUUAUUAAUCCUCAAAUUUAUGAACUUGUGCCAAAUACCACUGAAAUUCCUCUUUUCUCCGAUAACAACUUCAUUGAAACUACUAAUACAAAUAAGACGGUAGUGAAAGAGGAGGAUUUCCAUCACGAUGGAGUGAUUAUAUCUCUGCUCAAUGAUGAAUAUGUCAUGAUAAUAUGCAUUAUUGCUAGUAUUGUUGUUCUUGCUUUAGUAGUUAUACUUAUCAGUAGAUGCUGCUAUAUUCGAAAGAAAAGGCGAUUGAUAUCUAGUGAUAAUCAAAAUGGUAAAGUGCUUGGUACUCAUGCAAUACAAACUAAACUAAAUGUUGAAUGUAUGCCAUCAGAUAGUAGUUUAUCUUUGUCUGAUGACCUGCCUCCUCCAGUUCCACCUACUUCACCAUCAGACUUUGAGUGUCAUAGUUAUAGUAACUCUCCAAGAGAUCAAACUCAUCCUACCAUAUAUGACCAACAUAAAAACAUCCUGACGCCAACUCCAUCUCUGCGUUCUCCUGGAAAUAUUGAAUGGACAAGAACCAUUGUGAAUGUUCCAAUGUGUAAGGUGAUUCCUCUUAACCAUCGGAAUAACACCAUAACUAAUGAACUACCUGCAAAGGAACUGUCCUCAGACAUCAGUGAUAACAAAGAGUGGGAUCGGUAUAGUGAAAAAUCCAGUGAUGUCGAGUAUAAACCUAUUUCCAAUCAACUGUUGGAAAAUAAACAAUAUUGGGUAUAAUAAAUGAAAGGCGUUUCAUGGAAAUAAACACGUUAUAAUGAUUAUCAGGGCUAUAUAGAUGGGGUAAUUUUAUACUGCAAUAUAUUGCACUAUAUAUUAUUACUUGCAUUUAGAAUUACUCAAAUGAUAUCAAUUGUAUGUCAAUGAUAUUGUUGAAGAUGUAACAUUGCCACUCUAUGUUUAAAAGUAAGGUCACAUAAACCCAGGUGAGAGUAGAUCUUCACUCCACAUUAUCUUAAGCUCUAGUGAACUAUAAAUCUCUAUUAUUCAUAAUCUUAACCUCUGAGGAAGUGAAGACCUCCACUACACAUGACCUUAACUUUCAGAGAAAUGUAGAUCUCCAUUCUACACGCCCCUAAGCUCUAGAAAGCUGCAGAUAUAUACUCCGCAUAAUCUUAACCUCUAAGAAAGUGUAGACCUCCACUACACAUGACCUUAACUUUCAGAGAAAUGUAGAUCUCCAUUCUACACGCCCCUAAGCUCUAGAAAGCUGCAGAUAUAUACUCCACAUAAUCUUAACCUCCAGCGAAGUGUAGAACUCUACUCCACAUAAUCUUAACCUCUAAGAAAGUGUAGACCUCCACUACACAUGACCUUAACUUUCAGAGAAAUGUAGAUCUCCACUCUACACGCUCCUAAGCUCUAGAAAGCUGCGGAUAUAUAUACUCCACAUAAUCUUAACCUCCAGCGAAGUGUAGAACUCUACUCCACAUGACUUUUACCUCUAUAAAACUAUAAAUCUCUACUCCACAUGGCCUUCAGUUCUACGGAAGUGUAAGUCUCCACGACACAUAAUCUUAAAAUCUAAAAAGCUAUAAAUUUCUGUUUCACAUAAAUUUAACCUCAGAGAAGAGAAGAUCUUCACUCCACGCGACCUUAAUCUGAGUGGCUUACAAAUAAAGCUAAAUAUGUCAUAGGCUAAUUGGAAGUAGUAGCAUCUUGUUAUCCUUUAUCAGUCUGAAGAUCUGGAUGGCAUUUUUUACCACUUCUUAACAUGCCGUUGGUAGCAUAUAAUAUGAUUAUAUGAUAGCAUAUAAUCAUCAAACUGGAGUUCAAAUUUGUGGUAUUUUAAUAAUCAGCAGUAAUUUGAACUGAAACUAUUUAUAUCAAGAUAUCAACCGCUGUCUCUCUAUAUGGUACUAUAGAUUUAAAAUAAGAAGUUUAUCUCAAAAGCACUGCUUAAAAGUACAUUUAAAAGCAGUCAAAAUCAAUAAUAUAUCUAACUGAGGAAGUGUAUUAAGUAGUGACCGAGGAAUGUGUUAUGUGUAUAUAUUGAUAAAUAUACUUGUAAAUAAAACGCUAUCAUUUGGAACUACAGUAUUUGAUAACCAGAACGGGUAUGAUUAUUCGUAAUCUAGAAGUUAAUGCGGUAAACUUCAUACAUUAAUACAUGUGAAGCUGCUUCAGAAUAUAACUGUUUUCCCAAUAACUUGUGCUAAUUUUACGUGAAUGAUUAUGUUACUAUCUCUCGUCGAAGUUAGUAUUUCAAAAUUUUCUUACUUUUGGUAAUUGAAGUGAAAUAUUAUUAUUUUCUUAAAACCUACAAGUUAUAUACAGGGGUGUUUGUGAUCCAUGGUAACGAUAAAAAAUUAGGUUCCUAGGCUUUAUAACCAACCCCUUUUUCUACCACUGAUGAGGUUUUAGUGUGAUAUACAAUGUUAUCCUCCUCCUUUUAAUAUAUUUUUGAAAAUCCAUUAAAUGCGAACGAAAACUUUGGAGGAUCAGUUUGAUCAGUGCAAAAGCACGGAAGUCAACGGUAGAUGUCUUCAAAUGGUAUAGCUUUACUUGUUUCUUCUAGAGGAACUGGCAUGUUAGCUUAGACGUGUGGAUGGAUGAUAUGUUUUCACGUAGCCGUGCUUUAUUGAUAUCCAAUCUAAAUGAAAAUGGCAUUUCUUCACGAGAGAACAGUGUCAGCACGGUAGCUUCACAAACUCUUUGGAAAAACUCUUGUGAAAUACUAUGUACCAUUUUUAAGUGCUGUAGCACUGGUAGGAUGAUAAUAAAUAAAAUUGACUUUUCCAGACUCUAAAAAAGACAUGCUUCGUCCAAUGUAAUUAUAUACUUUCAUUUAUCAAAUACUACAUAUUGCUUGUACAACUUUCAGUAAUUGAUCUUCCAUUCAGUUAUGUGCUUUGGAAGAAGCUUAUGAACACAGCUUUUGUAUCACUUAUAUAGACCUAAACCCGUGUGAAUUAUCCUGUUUUCUGUUCAAGGAAGAUUACUAGUUUAGAUGUAAUGAACCGCUGUGUUCUUGGGUUAUUUGUGGUGACAAACUGUUCAACUAUCUUCACUACCUCUGGUAUACAACAGGUAGCUUUUGUGCUCCCCUCUGGAGCCACCCAUUCCCUUGCUGGACCAGUAUUGGUCAGUACUACAAAUAUUCCUUUCUUUUUAAACUCAAAACUGUUGUGUCUUGCAUGCUUUUAUAAUUGCAGAAUAGGAGAGCGUUGCGUCGGAAAGUAUUGUAAUGUUUAUCUCCAAGAAGGGUUCAAUCGUGGGUACCCAUCUACACUUGCAAGUCAACACACACUGCAAUGGCAUUGUAAGAUGUGUAAUCACAGUCAUCUGGGCGAUGGGGAGCUAGGAACAAGAUAAUUGGGUAUGUAGGUUGUUACCAUAGAUCUCUAACAAUCUACUGUACACACACACACAUGUUUAUGUAUAUAUAUAUAUUUCUGUACGUAUGUAUUUUAUUUGAAAUAUCGUGUUUGUUUAUAUGCAUAUUCGAGUUACGUAUGUAGUUUGUUUUGGAGUGCCUUUCUAUACCUGUGUAGUUGAAUACAGUUGUUGAUAGCUUUUAAGUUCAAAAAUGUUGUCUUUUUGUCAGUUGUUCACAUGUUAUGGUCCAAAAUAAUAAUAAAAAAGCAAAAUGAAUAAAAAUAUUUCCGUAUUCAAGACAAAAGAAAGUGUUCUUGUAUAUAUUACACGUUGUAUUCUUCCAUUACCUGCCUUACGUACCCAGUGUAUUCUUGGAUGAUGACCAUAUAUUCAUGUUUUGUACUAUUUAAUCUGACAUUUUUCUGGAAUUUUCUUAUAAACCUUGUCUAUUUUGGGGUUCUGUAAGAAAGUUUAGAAAAUCAGUUGUUCUAGAGAAUUCAAUGUAAAGAAAUUCUAGUAAAAAGUUGAGUAACCAUGAUUAACUGUACAAUUUUCUAUAAAUAUUAUUUCUCGAACAAUAAACGUUGUUAUU